GUGAGAGUUGUUGAAUAGACUUGAUAUUUUCCAAAUUCAAUUUGUUACUCACUACUAAAGGGUUCAUACUCUGCUAAUAGUAGUAAUGAAUAUUUUCAAUUUUUUGUCCAUUGUAAUAAGUGCUAUAUUCAUCAUAGCCUCAACUCAGCAAGUAUGUGCCCUCAAAUGUUGGAGAUGUUCAUCGGAUGCAUCGAAUUCUGCAUUCUGUAAUGAGCCAUUUGAUGCAAGUAAUAUAAGCGAACAUGUAAGACGUUAUAGCUAUGUGGAAUGUACAGAUCCACCAGCUCACUUAAACCAAAGAGCCGUCUGCAAAAAGUCCAUAAUUCGUGUUAACGGUAAGCCUGAAGUAUUUCGAGCUUGUUACUGGGAAAAAGUUGGUGCUGCGAAGGACGAGUGUGUGAAUGAUAAUAAUACACCAUCAUAUAUAAAGAGGGAAUUUUGCGAGACAUGCGACACCAAUGGCUGUAACAGUGUAGAUUCAAACGAAAAGCAAGAGCAGACUAAAGAUAAACCACAUGGAUUUUGAUCAUGGUUUCAGUUUUUAUUUAAUUUUGUAUUUAUCCGAGAAUAAUCACCAAAGAAAUCAGAACUCUAAACAAUAAUAAAGGUUUUUCGCUUCUAAGAAAAUAAA
Molecule: messenger RNA, 631 nt
Organism: Contarinia nasturtii (swede midge)
Lineage: Eukaryota; Metazoa; Arthropoda; Insecta; Diptera; Cecidomyiidae
Exons: 3
Coding region: 86-526 (146 amino acids)
Biological process (GO): regulation of synaptic transmission, cholinergic; positive regulation of voltage-gated potassium channel activity; sleep
Source: RefSeq, a predicted model, not a curated record